Molecule: messenger RNA, 513 nt
Organism: Porites evermanni
Lineage: Eukaryota; Metazoa; Cnidaria; Anthozoa; Scleractinia; Poritidae
Source: the annotation of a GenBank genome assembly
AUGGCUGCUAGGAUGUCCUCAGUCAAAACUGCUUUUCUGCUCUUCACCGAAGACCAAGAGGAGAACUGUGAGAAACUGCGGACGGUUUUAGAAUACAACUCUGACGGUUGUAUAUGUAUUGUUGACUUGGUUGAUGUGCGUGGUUCAUCACUGGAAGAGAAACUUCGUGAUGGCUGCGAUUGCAUUUUGUUAGUUUGUUCUUCGCUCGCUGUACAACUGAUCAACGACGAAGAAUCUUCAAUUUUUAAAACGAAAAGUGGGCAUCGAGUUAAAUUCGAUGGAAAAAUCAUUAGCAAAGUCUUGAAAUGCAGCGACGGCAGGGUAAGGAAGAAAGUGAUUCCGGUAUCUUUUGCAGAGUUACCUUCGGCACUGCAUCAGAAUCCUGAAGAAAGGAAGAAAUGUCGAUACAACACGAUUUCGUUUGAGAUAAAACAAGGAGAGGUGAAUGAAGAGAUGCUGGAGGGUGAUGUUUUGGAAAGUUUGAUCGAUGUCAUAAAAAAAGCGAAGCCUUAA